Molecule: messenger RNA, 4676 nt
Organism: Condylura cristata (star-nosed mole)
Lineage: Eukaryota; Metazoa; Chordata; Mammalia; Eulipotyphla; Talpidae
Gene: PER1
Product: period circadian clock 1
Exons: 23
Coding region: 234-4100 (1288 amino acids)
Biological process (GO): entrainment of circadian clock by photoperiod; circadian regulation of gene expression; negative regulation of transcription by RNA polymerase II
Cellular component (GO): cytoplasm; nucleus
Molecular function (GO): transcription cis-regulatory region binding; transcription corepressor binding
Source: RefSeq, a predicted model, not a curated record
AUUAUGCAACCCGCCUCCUGGCCCAGCGGAGCUUCCACUCGGCUGCGGCUGCAACGGAGGUGGGCAAGCGGCCGGAGGGCGCUCGCGCGGCCAGGUACCCGCUGUGAUCGGACUUCUCAAUCCUCAGAGGCGCGGGACUCCCAACUCACUUUCUCAGCCCGGCUCCUGGCCCCCUUGUGCAUCUGUGGUUGCCUCCGCCUUCCUUGUUCUCCUGCCCUUCCCAUGGCCCAGAUAUGAGUGGCUCCCUAGAAGGGGGCAAUGGGGGAGGAGACCUCAGGACAGGGGAAUCCUUUUGUCCUGGAGGAACCCCAUCCCCUGGGCCUCCCCAGCACAGGCCUUGUCCAGGUCCCAGCUUGGCUGAUGACACGGAUGCCAACAGCAAUGGCUCAAGUGGCAAUGAGUCCAACGGGCCAGAGUCUAGGGGUGCAUCUCAGCGGAGCUCACAUAGCUCCUCCUCUGGCAAUGGCAAGGACUCAGCACUGCUGGAGACUACUGAGAGUAGUAAGAGCACAAACUCUCAGAGCCCAUCCCCACCCAGCAGUUCCAUUGCCUACAGCCUCCUGAGUGCCAGCUCAGAGCAGGACAACCCAUCUACCAGUGGCUGCAGCAGUGAACAGUCAGCCCGGGCAAGGACUCAGAAGGAGCUCAUGACAGCACUGAGGGAGCUGAAGCUUAGACUGCCACCAGAGCGCCGGGGCAAGGGCCGCUCUGGGACCCUGGCCACACUACAGUAUGCUCUGGCCUGUGUCAAGCAGGUGCAAGCCAACCAGGAAUACUACCAACAGUGGAGCCUGGAUGAGGGGGAGCCUUGUGCCAUGGACAUGUCUACCUAUACUCUGGAGGAGCUGGAGCAUAUCACAUCUGAGUACACACUUCGCAACCAGGAUACCUUCUCCGUGGCUGUCUCCUUCCUGACAGGCCGCAUCGUCUACAUUUCGGAGCAGGCAGGUAUCCUGCUGCGCUGCAAGCGGGAUGUGUUCCGGGGUGUCCGCUUCUCAGAGCUCCUGGCUCCCCAGGAUGUGGGAAUUUUCUAUGGUUCCACUGCCCCAUCCCGCCUGCCCACAUGGGGCACUGGAGCCUCUGCAGGUUCAAGCCACAAAGACUUUACCCAAGAGAAGUCUGUUUUCUGCCGUAUCAGAGGAGGGCCUGACCGGGAUCCGGGACCUCGGUACCAGCCUUUCCGACUAACCCCAUAUGUUACCAAGAUCCGGGUCUCAGAUGGGGCUCCUGCGCAGCCAUGCUGCCUGCUCAUUGCAGAGCGCAUCCACUCGGGUUAUGAAGCUCCUCGAAUCCCCCCAGACAAGAGAAUCUUCACUACCCGGCAUACACCAAGCUGCCUCUUCCAGGAUGUGGAUGAAAGGGCUGCCCCACUGCUGGGCUAUCUCCCCCAGGACCUCCUGGGGGCCCCAGUGCUCCUGUUCCUACAUCCCGAAGAUCGGCCCCUCAUGCUAGCCAUCCACAAGAAAAUCCUACAGCUGGCUGGCCAGCCCUUUGAUCACUCCCCUAUCCGAUUCUGUGCUCGUAAUGGGGAGUACGUCACCAUGGACACCAGUUGGGCUGGCUUCGUUCACCCAUGGAGCCGCAAGGUGGCCUUUGUGUUGGGUCGCCAUAAAGUACGCACGGCACCCUUGAAUGAGGAUGUGUUCACACCCCCAAACCCCAGCCCAGCUUUAUCCCUGGACCCAGAUAUUCAAGAGCUCUCUGAGCAGAUCCAUCGACUGCUGUUACAGCCCGUGCACAGCCCCAGCACCACAGGGCUCUGUGGAGUUGGCCCAGUGACAUCCCCAGGUCCUCUUCUUAGUCCCAGCUCCUCCAGUGAUAGCAAUGGGGGAGAUGCUGAGGGGCCUGGGCCCCCUGCCCCGGUGACCUUCCAGCAGAUCUGCAAGGAUGUCCAUUUGGUGAAGCAUCAGGGACAGCAGGUCUUUAUUGAAUCCAGGGCCAGGCCUCUGUCCCAGUCCCGCCUCCCUGCUACAGGUACAUUCAAGGCCAAGACCCUUCCCUGUCAGCCCUCAGACCCAGAGCUCGAGGUGGCUUCUGCUUCAAUUCAGGCCCCACUAGCCUUAGCCCCUGAGGACACUGACAGGAAAGAAGCCUCUAGCUGCUCCUACCAGCAGAUCAACUGCUUGGACAGCAUCCUCAGGUACCUGGAGAGCUGCAACAUUCCCAGCACUACCAAGCGUAAAUGUGCCUCCUCCUCCUCCUGCACUGCCUCCUCAGCCUCUGAUGAUGACAAGCAGAGGACAGAUCCAGUCCCUGUGGGCGCCAAGAAAGAUCCAUCGGCAGUGCUGUCUGGGGAGGGGGCCACCCCUCAGAAGGAGCCCGUGGUGGGAGGCACCCUGAGCCCUCUUGCCCUGGCCAAUAAGGCGGAGAGCGUGGUGUCCGUCACCAGUCAGUGUAGCUUCAGCUCUACCAUCGUCCAUGUAGGAGACAAGAAGCCCCCGGAGUCGGAUAUCAUCAUGCUGGAGGACUUGCCUGGCCUGACUCAGGGCCCAGCCCCCAGCCCAGCCCCCAGCCCUAUGGUAGCCCCUGAUCCAGCCCCAGAUGCCUACCGCCCAGUGGGCCUGACCAAGGCAGUGCUGUCCCUGCACACACAGAAGGAGGAACAGGCCUUCCUCAGCCGCUUCCGUGAUCUUGGCAGGCUGCGUGGACUCGAUGGCUCCUCCACGGCCCCCUCGGCCCCUGGUGAGAGAGGCUGCCACCAUGGCCCUGCACCCCUUGGCCGCCGACACCACUGCCGAUCCAAAGUCAAGCGCUCACGCCACCACCAGACCCUUCGGAAUGAAGCGCCAUGCUAUGUCUCCCACCCCUCCCCUGCGCCACCUUCUGCCCCCUGGCCGCCUCCACCGGCCACUACUCCCUUUCCAGCUGUGGUCCAGCCCUACCCACUCCCAGUGUUCUCCUCUCGAGGAAGUCCCCAGCCUCUUCCCCCUGCCCCCACAUCAGUGCCCCCUACAGCUUUCCCUGCCCCCUUGGUGACCCCAAUGGUGGCUUUGGUGCUCCCUAACUAUCUAUUCCCAACCCCAUCUAGCUAUCCCUAUGGAGUAGCCCAGACCUCCGCAGAGGGACCUCCAACCCCUGCCUCCCACUCCCCUUCUCCAUCCCUGCCCCCACUGCCCCCCAGCCCUCCCCACUGCCCAGACUCUCCACCAUUCAACUCAAGAUGUAGCUCCCCACUCCAACUUAAUCUGCUGCAGCUUGAGGAGCCCCCCCGAGCUGAAGGGGGUAAUGUUGCAGGGGGCCCUGGGAGCAGUUCUGGGCCACCGCCUCCCAGUGAGGAGGCUGCUGAACCGGAGGCCAGACUGGCAGAGGUAAAUGAAUCCUCCAAUCAGGAUGCACUUUCGGGCUCCAGUGACCUGCUGGAGUUGCUGCUGCAGGAGGACUCUCGCUCUGGCACAGGCUCUGCUGCCUCAGGCUCCUUGGGCUCUGGCUUGGGCUCUGGGACUGGUUCAGGCUCCAAUGAGGGUGGCAGCACCUCAGCCAGCAUCACACGCAGCAGUCAGAGCAGCCACACAAGCAAGUACUUUGGCAGCAUUGACUCUUCUGAGGCUGAGGCUGGGGCUGCCCAGGCCAGGGCUGAGCCUGGGGAUCAGGUCAUUAAGUAUGUGCUCCAGGACCCCAUCUGGCUGCUCAUGGCCAAUGCUGACCAGCGUGUCAUGAUGACCUACCAGGUGCCCUCCAGGGACAUGGCCUCUGUGCUGAAACAGGACCGAGAGCGACUCCGAGCCAUGCAGAAACAGCAGCCUCGGUUCUCAGAGGACCAACGGAGGGAACUGGGUGCUGUGCACUCUUGGGUUCGGAAAGGCCAGCUACCUCGGGCCCUUGAUGUCAUGGCCUGUGUAGACUGUGGUAGUAGCACCCAAGAUCCUGGCCACCCUGAUGACCCACUCUUCUCGGAGCUGGAUGGACUGGAGCUGGAGCCCAUGGAGGAGGGUGGAGGCGAGGGUGGUUGUACUGGUGGUGAGGGUGAGGGUGGAGAUGAAUCCCAGGCCCAAGCUGGGAUCAUGGUUUCAAGUUCUCAGGACCUGGCCAUGGAAGAGGAAGAACAAGGUGGGAGCUCAUCCAGUCCAGCCUUAUCUGCCGCCAAAACAAGCACCAGCUAAACUACAUUUGGGGGCCACGUCUGGGAGUGCAUGAGAAGCUUCCUUCUUCCAUGUCCCAACUCUCAGAUUCAGAUGUGGCUGGACCAACCAAUAGAAAACUGCCCCAGCUUAUCCCAGUCGGGGGCCGGACCCCCAUCAUCAGCUGGGGAUCAAGGGGCUGCCUCUGGUCUUUUAGGGAGCAGAGGGGUAGAACUCUUCAGUUCAACUCAGAGCAGCCUCACCUCCCACCCCUGGUGAAGUCCUUUCUCUUGGACAAAGUUGCAGACAAGCUGCUGAAGUGGUCUUUCCAAAUCCCAGCUGAGCCCAAGUCUGGGUAGGAGGGUUGGGACUACACUUAUUUAUUGGGGGAAACAGCUCUCUCUCCCUUCAGAUGGGAGAAGGGUCUGAAGCCCAAGCAGGACCCAGCAGUCCGAACCCCUAGCUGCUCCAGGGUGGGGGACGUUGGUGGACCAUGGAGUCCCUGGUGCUGCCCCUCAGGUGGGACCCAGGUGUUCUCAGCUGUACCCUCUACCGAUGGCAUUUGUGUUUUUGAUAUUGUGUCUGUUGUUAUUUUUUUUUUAAUACAAAAAACAAACA